AUGCUCCAAAACACCGUCAAAUUUGCAUCUGCUUCCGGUGAACUGAUUGGCGCUGCAGAACGUCGUUAUGUGUUCAAAGCGCUGAUUCAGGAGAGACCACACCUGGGUCGUGUUUGGUUGGCAACAUCCGGACAAGAUAAAUUUGUCCUCAAGGAUAUUCCCAAAGACAUAUUCUCCGCUUUUUACGAGAACACAUGGCACCGGCUCCGCGAUUGCCCACACAUACGGCUGCCACUGGAUACCAUCCCGGACCAGCGUAUUUUUGUGUACCAGUACCUGGACGACGACUUCCUGAGCCUAGUCAAGAAGAAAAUCCCCAUGAAGGCUAGGAAGAAGAUACUCCAAGCUAGUCUGCAGGGCAUUGCCGAGUUGCAUGAUCGAGAUGUCGUCCAUCUAGACAUUAAAUCUGACAACAUCUUGGUUGACUAUCACCAUGUCGAUCAAGAAACAGUAGUUGAACAGGUUCAGAUCACCGACCUCGAAAACGCGGCAUAUCUCCCUAAAGGCAGGUGCAUCAAAGGGAUGCUUGCUGGAAAUGACAAUUGGCGCAGCCCGGAGGGACAUUUCAGGGGUGAGCUCAACAAGCCGUCUGACAUAUUCUCUUUUGGAGCCGUGUGCAUAUACGCAAUGCUCGAACGCGUCAUCUUUGGGCCUGACGAUGAUUUCCAAACACAUCAAGCACAGGGUGCACUUCCUCAUCUUAUUCGUCUAGAACGUCAGAUUUCAUACUUUGGAAAUCUGGAAGGAUUGAACGGGCUGAUGAAGCACGUUGGCGACGAGGAAGUCAACUGCCAGGUCCUGCAGAUGCUUUGGGAGGACCGGGCCGCGGACUAUAUUCCGUACCGACCAUUUUCAGAUUGGCCAGAUAUUCGCAACACGGCAUUCCAAGAUGUCAUUCAAAGAAUGAUGCAUCUAGAUCCUACGAGGCGGAUCACGGCACGUCAGGCGUUGGAGCAUCCCUGGUUCCAAGACACCGAGAAUAUCUAG
Capronia epimyces CBS 606.96 is the source of this 987-nucleotide messenger RNA. Its product is annotated as CMGC protein kinase. Bases 1 to 987 code for a protein of 328 amino acids. The record is from RefSeq and is a predicted model, not a curated record. Gene Ontology annotation, biological process: mitotic DNA damage checkpoint signaling; protein phosphorylation. Lineage: Eukaryota; Fungi; Ascomycota; Eurotiomycetes; Chaetothyriales; Herpotrichiellaceae. The transcript has 4 exons. Gene Ontology annotation, molecular function: ATP binding; protein serine/threonine kinase activity. Gene Ontology annotation, cellular component: nucleus.